UAUUCAUGUUAGCCUACUCGAAUUAUGUUUGGAGUAUUCUAUUGCAAUGGAGACGGUUGCGGUGCUCUCCUCAUCAGUUUCCGCCAUCGCGGUUUCUCCAUUUGUGGGAACAACUCAGUGCAAGAAUGCCGUUUUAACACGCAACCUAAGGUCUGAUUUCAUUGGGGAUGCUAGUCGAAUCCGUGUCUCCACUCUCACCAUUGGUCAAAACAGUACAUUAAGGAAGAAGGUGGAAUGCAAGGAAUCAAGGAUUGGUAAACAACCAAUUGCAGUUCCGUCCAAUGUGUCAAUCACAAUGGAAGGGCAAGGUUUUAAAGUUAGAGGCCCUCUAGGAGAGAUGGCUCUUACUUACCCACGAGAAGUGAAGCUGGAGAAGGAGGAAUCUGGAUCCCUCCGCAUCAUAAAGGUUGUGGAGACAAGAAGGGCUAACGAGAUGCAUGGUUUAUUCAGGACACUUACUGACAACAUGAUAGUGGGUGUGUCAAAGGGGUUUGACAAGAAACUGCAGUUGGUUGGUGUAGGGUAUCGUGCAAUGGUUGAAGGGAAAGAUAUAGUCCUUAACCUUGGAUUCUCUCAUCCAGUUAGGAUGGCAAUCCCUGAUGGGUUGCAGGUUAAGGUAGAGGAUAACACCCGAAUCACUGUAAGUGGAUACGACAAAUCUGCCAUCGGUCAGUUUGCUGCCUCUAUUAGGAAAUGGAGGCCUCCCGAGCCGUAUAAAGGCAAAGGUGUGAAGUACGCAAAUGAAGUUAUUAGAAGAAAGGAGGGUAAAGCUGGGAAGAAGAAGUGAUCACCUUCUUGGCUCUUUUUUCCCUUGUGUUCAUUGAAGUUUAUCAAAGCCAUGCUGUAAUGGGAAGACAUGUGUGUCAUUGACAUUUAAUAUUUUGGACAUUGUUUUGGGUAUAACACAAAUCUAAAUUAAGCUUGUGAAGUUUUAACAAAUAUUUUCUUUGGUCUGUUUGAAGGUGAAGUUUAAUCUCUUUUUUUUUGGCAAAAAGUUUAAUCUCUUUUAUAAUCAA
Molecule: messenger RNA, 1016 nt
Organism: Cuscuta europaea
Lineage: Eukaryota; Viridiplantae; Streptophyta; Magnoliopsida; Solanales; Convolvulaceae
Source: the annotation of a GenBank genome assembly